UACGUUGUAUACUUUUGUAUAUACUUGUUUAAAAUAUUUUUAAAGCAAAAAUCAUUAGAUGAAUAUAGAAAAAUGUCUCAUAAGUAUGUAUUGAACUAUUUCAGUUUUCAAGGAAAAGCUGAAGUAGCUAGACUUUUGUUUCAUUGUAAAGGUGUGAAGUUUACAGACAAUCGAAUUAGCUUCCAAGACUGGCCAUCUCUCAAAAGUGAUAAUUCUAGGUUUCCAUUGGGACAAAUGCCAACUUUAGAAGUAGAUGGACAUGUUAUUUGUCAAUCUAUAGCAAUAAAUAUAUACUUGGCUGAAACAUUUGGUCUUUAUGGAGCAAAUGCGUUUGAAAAACUAGUUGUUAAUCAAGUAUGUGAGACUCUAGAUGAUUUUAUUAAUGAAUAUUUGGCUGUUUGGAAAAGUAAAACAUUAGACAAUGAUCAAAAGAAAAAAGCGUGUGCAGAAGUGCUUACAAAAGAGUCAACUAAAUUAAAGUUAUCUUUUAUUGAAAGAUUACUGAAGCGUAAUAACGAUGGCAAAAAAUUUUUUGUUGGUGAUUCGAUUACUCUUGGGGAUAUAGUAUUCUUUCACAUUACUGGAAUGGUUGACAAGUCAUUGCUAUAUGAUUUUCCUAUGCUAGAAGAUUUAAAUGAUCGAGUAAGACAUAGUGCUGAACUAAAAUCAUAUUUGGGUUCUCGAACACAUCCUCCAUUGCCUUAAACUUUGAUAUCUUAAAUAAAUGUUUUUGCUAUUUGAA
This is a messenger RNA of Hydra vulgaris (swiftwater hydra), 742 nucleotides long. RefSeq names its product glutathione S-transferase. Lineage: Eukaryota; Metazoa; Cnidaria; Hydrozoa; Anthoathecata; Hydridae. The record is from RefSeq and is a predicted model, not a curated record. Gene Ontology annotation, molecular function: glutathione transferase activity. Gene Ontology annotation, biological process: glutathione metabolic process.